Gopherus flavomarginatus (Mexican gopher tortoise) is the source of this 1564-nucleotide messenger RNA. RefSeq names its product UDP-GlcNAc:betaGal beta-1,3-N-acetylglucosaminyltransferase 4 (gene B3GNT4). NCBI's taxonomy places the organism in Eukaryota, Metazoa, Chordata, Testudines, Testudinidae. The transcript has 2 exons. The record is from RefSeq and is a predicted model, not a curated record. Gene Ontology annotation, molecular function: hexosyltransferase activity. Bases 240 to 1328 code for a protein of 362 amino acids. Gene Ontology annotation, cellular component: membrane.
GCGAGCGGCUCCCAGAAUCAGAUGCACGCGCACAACAGAAAGAGGGGGCAGGAAGGGGGUUCAGGCCUCCAUGCACCACCCCUGCCUCCCCCUGUUUAAACUGAAGCCUGGUGAAAGAUUUGCUUGCAGCAGGCGAGGGCUUGCAUGGUGCAUUUAAGGAACGCUCCUUGCAGAGCCGCAGCCCCUGAGGAGAAGUCGGUGCUGCAGGAAAGGGAUUGGCUCCUGCUCCAGUGUUUGAGAUGUAUCCCAGGAUAAGAAUGGUUGCACUAUAUACCGUCUCAAUCACAUUGAUUGCAUUCCUUAUUUAUAUAAGGAAAGAGACUAAGUUGGCUGUCUCCCCAGCAGCCAGGAAGAUAGCUGCACCAAAUCCCAGCCAUACGUUCUGGGCUCCGGAGCAGACUGAACCCAGCAAAUGUUUGCCAGACCUGACAAUUGUCAAUUCCUCUCUUGCACUCCCAGAGCUUCACCGCACCUUCUUAAUGUACAAGCACUGCAGGAACUUUUCAACACUGCUGAAGCCCACGAGAUGCAAUGAGGAAACAUUCCUCUUGCUGGCAAUCAAGUCUCUCCCGAUCAACAUAGACCGUAGGGUUGCUAUCAGGAACACAUGGGGGAAAGAAGUGGCCAUCGGCAGCAAGCCAAUCAAACUGGUGUUCUUGCUUGGGCGCUCAGAGGCCAAAAUCCAGGCUCACUCCCUCCAUCAGCUGUUGGUUUAUGAGAGCCAGGAGUUCGAUGACAUUGUCCAGUGGGAUUUCACCGACAACUUCUUCAACUUGACGCUGAAGGAGCUGCAUUUCCUCCGGUGGUUCAUGGUGGACUGUCCCCACGCCAGGUUUGUGCUGAAGGGCGAUGAUGACGUUUUUGUCAACACCUACAAUAUUGUUGAGUUCCUCAAGGAACUGGAACCUGGGGAGGAUCUCUUUGUUGGGGAUGUGAUCAGCCAGGCCCGUCCUAUAAGAAACACCAAAGUCAAAUAUUUCAUCCCGGAGUCUAUGUACAAAGCGCCCUACUAUCCUCUCUAUGCUGGUGGCGGUGGCUAUGUGAUGUCCAGAACGACAGUGCAGCGACUCCGGAGCACUGCUGAAGACACUGAACUCUUCCCAAUAGAUGAUGUCUUUGUGGGAAUGUGUCUGGCAAAGAUGGCAGUGACUCCAUUGAACCAUGCUGGCUUUAAGACCUUUGGAAUCCAGAGGCCUUUUAAUCCUUUUGAUCCAUGUCUAUACAAAGAACUGAUGAUAGUGCACAAGCUGAACCCCACCGAGAUGUGGAUCAUGUGGACGCUGGUAAAGGAUGACCAUAUUAGGUGUGCUGUAUCAUUAACUCAGUAACUCACAAAAUGAGACUGCUGAUGCUAAGUGCAGGGAACAGAAUGAUGGUGGUGGUUACUCCAGAUUGCUUAAACUGACAUUAAAAACAGAAACAAAAGAAAGUCAUAGUAGAUGAUACAUUUUUAUUAACAGACUGUAGUUUACAGUAAGGUAAUGUUCUGCAAUGAGCCUCUGAAAAUAUAUUGUUGGGUUACUGAAGCAUCAUGAGGUUGAACUGAAAACACAUAGGGGGGAUA